UAUAAUCCCACUUGAAGUGAAAAACUCCUAAAAAAGUGACAAACAUUUAGAGAGGAAUGGAAUUCUCUAGCAAGGCCUUCAAGGAAGGAAAAUGUCAAGGCCAAAAAGUAGUGCAUGGUGAAAUCAUGCCACUAGUUUUACAACCUCCAGAGCCCAACAAGGGUGACUUGGAAUCCCUUCUCUUGGCUCUCAAGGAAAACAAGGACUGGUUCGAGCAAAUGAUCAUCAACAACAGUGCUGUCCUCCUUAGAGGUUACAACGUUGAGAAAGCUGAGGAUUUCAAUGAAAUCUUAGAAAUCUUUGGCUGGGAAGAAAUUCAUUAUGUGGGGCCAGCACCUCGAACACAUGUUUACAAACGAGUUUUGACAGCCAACGAGGGACCACUCUCUGAGUUCAUUUACUUUCACCAUGAAAUGGUUUUGAUUAAGGAAUGUCCAAAAAAAGUUGUAUUUUUCUGUGAGAUACCACCCCCUGAAGGUGGAGAGACACCCUUUGUUCCCAGCUUCCGAGUAACAGAAAGGAUGCUAGAGGAGUUCCCAGAAGCUGUGGAGAAAAUAGAGGAGAAGGGGCUAAAGUACACAUUCACAACUCUAAGCAAGAAUGAUACAGCAUCCUCCAUGAGAGGUAGAGGCUGGGAAGAUACUUUUGGAACAUCGGAUUGUGCAGAAGCUGAGAGAAGGGCCAAUGCUGCUGGCAUGGACUUGGAGUGGCUACCAAAUGGUGCAGUUCAGGCAACAUUGAGCCCACGACCUCUAACAAAGGUGUUUGAUGGAAGAAAAGGAAGGAGGAUGUGGUUUAACCUCGCAGUUGGCACGCAUGGAAAGGAACACAGCUCAGCCAUGAUGGCAGACGGAACAGAAUUACCGGAACAUGUAGUCAAGAGAUGUGAAGAAAUCAUCGAAGAAGAGAGCAUCCAAUUCAAGUGGGAAAAGGGAGAUGUUCUCUUCUUUGAUAACAUGGCUUUGCUUCAUGGAAGAAGGCCUUCUCUUCCUCCUAGAAGAAUCCUGGUUGCCAUAACCAAGUAGUUUGUUUCGCUUGUGGCUCUAUCAAUAAUUGUGUGCGUUGUGAGGCCUUUUCACACUGCAAAUAUAUAUGUUGUGUGAUAAAUGCUCUCACAUUUGUCCACAUCUGCCUGUUUAGAAUAACUUGGGUUACACAAUUUGUUGUUUCAAAUAAGAAAUUCCGAGUUCUGCCACUAGUUCGUGCUGCAGGAUUUUAAGGGAUUAAACAUCUAGUUAUCACCUCAUUGUUCUUUUGGUAUUUUUUGUUGUUUGUUCAAAAACAAGUGCCCAGCCCAAGAAAAUAAUACUUCGGAAUUCUUUGGUCUUA
This is a messenger RNA of Quercus robur (English oak), 1329 nucleotides long. Its product is annotated as clavaminate synthase-like protein At3g21360. The record is from RefSeq and is a predicted model, not a curated record. The coding region runs from base 57 to 1025 and encodes 322 amino acids. Lineage: Eukaryota; Viridiplantae; Streptophyta; Magnoliopsida; Fagales; Fagaceae. Gene Ontology annotation, molecular function: oxidoreductase activity. The transcript is spliced from 3 exons.